AUGAAAAUAGAUAACGAUCAGGAAAAUUUUAACCAAUCUGUAGGAUCAUCAAGAAACGUACCAAAAGAAAAUGCAUCGAACAUGUUGUUAUCAGCCUCUAGAGGGAAAAAAGGGAUGUGUAUCAGGAUGGCAUUGAAUCUCAUUCAGGUCAGAUACGUGAGAACUGAGAUUCUCCAAUAG
This is a messenger RNA of Debaryomyces tyrocola, 180 nucleotides long. The record is from the annotation of a GenBank genome assembly. NCBI's taxonomy places the organism in Eukaryota, Fungi, Ascomycota, Pichiomycetes, Serinales, Debaryomycetaceae.